GGGACCUUGGAGUCAAAAAAAAAAAAAAAAAGAAAAUAUCUCAUAUAAAUUAAAAGAAGAUGAUCCAUAACUUUGAAAAAACGAACUUUGUUUCUUUAGUUUUGAUCUUGAUGGCGAAGCACUGUUGCUGCAUCUCCGCCAUUCAGUGGAAGGAACCGGUGCAGAACCCACAGCUGGCUUUGCCGAAAGUCACCUGCUCAGUCCGUGGGAUGAAAGCAGUGUUUGGUCCACUGGUCACAAAUAAUCUGUAUGUAAGAGACGUGUCAGGAACUACAAUUCCUUUACUUAAGUCAAGGGGGUCCUGUGGAGUGAGGGUGGGUAAAGAGAAGAACCAGAACCUGUCGUUUUUCAGUAGAUACGACAGCUGCUAUGCAAGGGUGGAGGGCAACAACGUGGUUAUCCCUCUGCUGGUCCAGAUGGCAGGAGAGAACCAGUGGAUCAGAGUAAAUAUCAGCUGUCCUCUGAUAAAAAGAAGCAGUCAGAAGACCCAGCCAAUGUCUUCCCUGGGCGAUUGUGAUGCUGAUAAAUCCCUGCUUAUAGACUGUGGCCACCAAAGCAUCACCAGUUACGCCUGCCAAAAACUGGGAUGCUGCUAUGAUGUUCAGGCUUCGGCCUGCUACUACAGACUUAACGCCUGCUCUCUGGAUGGACACUUUGUGUUCACGGUCAAGGCCACAGACACCUACCCACCCAUUGAUCCCAGCAGCCUUGUAAUCAAAGAUCAGCCUCACUGUUUGCCCGUGGUCUCAACUCCGGACACUGCUGUCUUCAAGAUGGGAGUCACGGACUGUGGUGCAAAGAUGAAGAAAGAUGGAGAUCUGGUGAUCUAUGAGGUUGAAGUGGAGGAGCAGAACAACAAAAACAAAAGACGUUCACCAUUUCGUCUUCAGAUUGAGUGUGAAUAUAAGGAAACGGAUUUCAAACGUGCAAAAGACUUGAGGUCCCUGUAUACAGUGACCAAUCCACCCGCUGUGGUUGCACAAGGAACCAUCACUGUGCAGAUGAGAUUAGCAACAGACGCUACCUUUACUACCUUUAUUCCCAAGGACCAGCUUCCUCUGAAACUGCCGCUGCGUGAAACGGUGAACGUGGAGAUUUCCAUCGUUCCUCCGUCCCCUGACCCCGCGCUCUCGCUUCGUGUGCGAGACUGCUUCGCCUACCCUGUGUCUAUGCACUCUGUGUGGACCCUACUCCACGAUGGAUGUCCCAACCCUCUAGACAACAUGAGAAGCUCCGUCCCUGUGGACAACCAGGGGAAGACCACCACUCACUCUCAAGUUAGGAGAUUUGACGUGAAGACUUUUGCCUUCCUGGACCCUGAUACUGGCAAACCAAGUGUGGAAAAGAUGUACUUCUAUUGUUGGGUGGAAAUCUGCACAGAAGACAUUGAUUGUACCCAACGUUGCACUAUCAUCUCAUCAGAUGCUGAGAGGCGCAGAAGACAGGCCACCCCUACAUCGCAUAAGGUCCAGCUCGUCUCCUUGGGGCCGCUUCAGCCGGUCCAAAGCUUACCUGAACCAGAUGGCAUUCAGUGUGAAAAUCUGAGCACGGUCUUCAGAGUGAUGCUCUAUGUUGUCUCUGGUGUUGGCGCCGCCCUGCUGCUGAUUCUGCUGUUUGCUCUUUGGUCGACCAUCCACAGAUGUCGGGGGACAGAGGGUUGAUACCGAAGAUCCCUUUUAAACAAGCUCAAGAAAUCUCACAUUUGUUUUCUCACAUUUUUUAACAGCUUUAUUUGUACCAUAACCGAAUAUUAAUUUGAAUUUAUUUAUUUUUUCAGAAAAGAUUGUUACAGAAGUGAAAUGAAUGGUGAUAGAGAACACAAAUGAAUUUUGAACAUGGAUUAAUUUUCGUUUGUCAUGGACAGAGACAUGUUUGCUACUCUUCACUGUUUUUGAUGAUUUAGUAGCAGAGGAAAUGAAAUACUGUAAUACUGAAAAUAAAGUGCAUUUCCAUUCUUG
Fundulus heteroclitus (mummichog) is the source of this 1958-nucleotide messenger RNA. Its product is annotated as zona pellucida sperm-binding protein 4. The transcript is spliced from 12 exons. Lineage: Eukaryota; Metazoa; Chordata; Actinopteri; Cyprinodontiformes; Fundulidae. Gene Ontology annotation, cellular component: egg coat. The coding region runs from base 60 to 1661 and encodes 533 amino acids. Gene Ontology annotation, molecular function: structural constituent of egg coat; acrosin binding. Gene Ontology annotation, biological process: prevention of polyspermy; binding of sperm to zona pellucida. The record is from RefSeq and is a predicted model, not a curated record.